Messenger RNA from Mesorhabditis spiculigera, 1059 nucleotides. Lineage: Eukaryota; Metazoa; Nematoda; Chromadorea; Rhabditida; Rhabditidae. The record is from the annotation of a GenBank genome assembly.
AUGUCAUCCGUUGCCGCGCGAUGCGUUUUCCUAGGGCCCGAAAAGGAAAGCAAGCCCACCGUCUCCAGCGCGUCCACUUCAAGCCCGGGCCUACGACAAUCACAACGCAGACGAAAACAUCCGAUGUGGAGCGACUACGAUCACCCUCGAUUCCUCGGACCUAUUCCAGACGAUCUGGUGGCCUGUGACCAGCUUCACCAACGCAUCAUGUGCAAAGAUGCGGAGCCCUUUACCUUCUAUUUCUACUAUCCGGUGGACGCCGACGCCCUGGGUCUCGUCGAUUAUCACGACAUCAUCACACAGCCCAUCGACCUGCGCACGAUGCGGAUAAAGCUGGAUUACAGACAAUACGGGAAUGCUGACGAAUUUUUGGCCGAUAUUGCAUUGAUGCUGGAUAAUUGCUUCAAGUAUAACCCGCCACACGAUCUGGUGCACCAGGCCGGCAAGCAACUGCAGGACUUCAUUAAAGAACAAUGGACUCGAAUUUGUGCCGCAAAGGCUCUUAAUAACAACAAUAACAAGACAAUUACCGCCCUUGCCAGCCGGCCCGAAUCACUCAAUGACUACACGAAGAGUAUGGAUCACUGGGAGCAGCGUCGCAAGGAUUGGCUGCAAAGAUCUGCCGCACUCCGCAGCGAACUCAUGGCCUUGGCACCGGGCGCUAUGGUGCCGGUGUGGCUGGAGAAGAAGCUCGAAAAAUUGCUCGCCGAAGAUGCUGAGAAGCAGCCCAAGAAGGUGGCAUCGAAGAAGAAAAAGAAGGCGCCCGGCACCUAUCGGCGUGGCAACAAAGGACAACAGCUAACAAUGGAUGAAAUGAGCGAGCUGCAGCGUGGAAUUUCGGCACUGCCCGGAAACGGACUGCUGCAGCUCGUCGAACUGAUCGAUAAAUUGGAAGGCUCGAACCUUGCGGCAAAGUCGAGGGAAAUCGAUCUGGAUCCGUCGUCAUUGAAGCCCAGCACCAUGCGCGCGAUGCUGCUUCAUGUCAGAAGCUGGAAGUGCUCGUCAAGCCACCUGGAAAAUCUCUCCGAGUCUUCUUCUGACGAUGAGGCUCCGGCAGAC